CUUCCUUCAAAGCAAAGAUUCUACACAACAAGCUUCACUACUGCACGAUUCUGCCGAUAUUUGGUGUUUCAAGUCAGCUGAUGUUUUCAAAACAUUGGGUAUUCUCAAAAACAUGGAUAAAGCAGCCAGACAUCACCCAUGGAUUCUGCAAUUGCAAAGCACUGUCCAGAGCUUGUAGCCGGUGAGCGAAGCGGUCAUACGGCUGUAGCUGAGGGAAAUGUCCUGUACGUGUGGGGAGGCUACGUGUCAAUUGCUGAUGGUGAAGUUUUUCUGCCAAAUGAUGAAGUCUGGUUUUAUGAUUUAGAAAGAGGUGUAUGGGAAAUGUGUAAAAUGUCUGGAGAGGUCCCACCCCCAAUGUCAGGCACCUGUGGCUGCUCUCUGAAUGGAGACAUGUACAUAUUUGGGGGAUGCAAUGACAACGGACAGACCAAUCAGCUUUACUGUGUCAACCUCCUGGAUGGGAAGUAUAGCUGGAGGAAAGUGAACCAUAAGAGUGGCUCCUCUCCCUCACCCAGAGAUAAGCUCUCUUGUUGGGUUUUCAAUGGCAGGCUCAUCUACUUCGCUGGAUAUGGUCAUAAGCAAUUUGAUGACAUCGGUAACAAUAGAAGCUUCCUUAUGGAUGAGGCAUCAAGGGUCAUUUUUGCCUCCGGGUGCAAUUAUGUCCAAAGGUGGAUGACAUCUAUUGGGGAUGGAACAAUGAAGUCCAUAUGUUUGACCCAACAUCGACCAGUUGGAGUGAACCACAUACCAGUGGUCGUGCCCCUGACCCCAGGGCUACCCAUGCCAGUGCAACACUUGACAACAAAGGAUACGUAUGUGGAGGCAGAAUAAGGGAAUCCAGGACAAGUGACAUUUAUUGUCUAGAUCUAGAAUCAUGGACAUGGUCCGAAAUGUACGUAUUUACUGUUCACUCUUUGAAAUGCUCAACUUAAAAUGGUUACUGUUCUGUACUAUACUGUUUUCACAUCACACUUGAUUUUUUUUUAUCUGUUCUUUCAAAAAUGGCUUUUCCAGAGUAGCAGAAUCCACUGUGCCAAUGGGAAGGUCGUGGCAUACCCUAACCGCUAUAUCUGAUAGCGCUUUGUUUCUAUUUGGAGGACUGGGUAUGGACUGCGAACCAAUGAGGAAGUCAUUUACUCAUUCAGGUCCCUAUCCUACCUCUGUACCUUAUAUUCCAUGGAAACAUGGAAUUAUUUGGUUUUCUAAAAAGAUUAUGUUUCUUCAGGCGAUGGCAAAGAAAUGGAGAGAGCUUGAGCAUCCAUACAUGAACAAACCAAGGUAGUGUAUGUGCAAGUUGUUAGCAGAAAGUGUUUCAUUUUCCAAUCUGAAAUCUGAGGAAUGUACCUAAAAUGUGCAAAUAGUAAAACUGUUAACACAUUGUCUGACUCAGAGUGAAUUAUAGGAUCUCUAUAUGUAAUUCUAUGAUAUGGGCCUCAUUUCCCAGAGCUUUCAUAGCGUUAGUGUUAAGAUCAUCGCUAGAACCUUCUUACGAUGUGUCUUUAGUAGUGAAAGUGUUUCCUAGAGCCUUCGUUAGUAAAGGGGCUGUUAAAAACCUUCGCACAUAGACUGAUCCAGAUUACUCGUAGAGUAGCCAAAGUGCAUCGUUAGAAGAUCUCUGCUAAUUGGCUGUCUGUCUGACUGUAACUGCCCAUAACUUCAGAACGAAGUUGACUACAAAUAGGAAAGUUCUCAAAGUAUUUGAAAUUGUUACAAACAAGUGAAGGAUACAAUUAUGUUUCAAAUUUAAACCAAGAUGACUGCAUUGAAAGAUACUUAGGCUACAUGGGCCUAUAUAGGCUAUUUCAAUCAUAUUGAAAUCAAUUUCAUGUUCAAUCGAGUUCUAUUUUGCGACUUAGCUACUGUCUGGAAAUGUUUGCCUUAAUGUGUUUCAG
This is a messenger RNA of Salmo salar (Atlantic salmon), 1892 nucleotides long. RefSeq names its product kelch domain-containing protein 1. NCBI's taxonomy places the organism in Eukaryota, Metazoa, Chordata, Actinopteri, Salmoniformes, Salmonidae. The record is from RefSeq and is a predicted model, not a curated record. Gene Ontology annotation, molecular function: protein binding.